AUGGAAGGAACAAAGUUCAAUCGUAACAAUAAGUUUAUGUUUGAAAAAGAAGAAGAAGCUAGCUUAUCUGGAUUAGGCAAAUUAAGAGCAACUGCAGUUUCUAUGCGCGUCCAUGGAGAAGUUGCGCCAGAGUUUGGUAUGGGAACUAUUGCUAGGUAA
Molecule: messenger RNA, 159 nt
Organism: Dovyalis caffra
Lineage: Eukaryota; Viridiplantae; Streptophyta; Magnoliopsida; Malpighiales; Salicaceae
Source: the annotation of a GenBank genome assembly